CAUAACCCCACCUGUCAAUGCAGUGGGUCCCGGACCAUUUCCAUAACCCUGAAGCAAAGGAGUAGUGUAGCACGAUGACUCAUUGGAGAUCAUCAACGGUGAUGUGUCACAAGAUUAUAAAAACGAAUGGAUGGUCCAGUCACUGAAAGAAAGGCAUAUAUUGCUAUUACCAAAAUUAUGUCAGAAGAAGGACAGGAAAUUUCUGAUUUUGAAGGCCAGACGAAAAUUGUGAGCACAAAUGCAUACACAGGUAUUGCUGCAACGUUGUUAUCAGAAGAAAAAACUUCUCAUCGAACUUUCUGUUUGCUAAUAUUCUCAACAGCAGAUAGCACAUCAUCAUUUCUUCAUGGAUCCAAAGCGGCUGUAAAACUGAGAGAAGUGGAUAUUUUAAUCUGGGAUGAAACUCCAAUGGCACCAAGAUAUUAUACAAGAAAAAAUUCCUGAACUACAUCAAGUCUCGAGACCCCAGACAA
Messenger RNA from Fopius arisanus, 473 nucleotides. RefSeq lists its product as uncharacterized. NCBI's taxonomy places the organism in Eukaryota, Metazoa, Arthropoda, Insecta, Hymenoptera, Braconidae. Bases 127 to 444 code for a protein of 105 amino acids. The record is from RefSeq and is a predicted model, not a curated record. Gene Ontology annotation, biological process: DNA repair; telomere maintenance. Gene Ontology annotation, molecular function: DNA helicase activity. The transcript has 4 exons.